Messenger RNA from Geosmithia morbida, 201 nucleotides. RefSeq lists its product as uncharacterized. The coding region runs from base 1 to 201 and encodes 66 amino acids. Lineage: Eukaryota; Fungi; Ascomycota; Sordariomycetes; Hypocreales; Bionectriaceae. The transcript has 2 exons. The record is from RefSeq and is a predicted model, not a curated record.
AUGCUGUCCCAAUGUACCCUGACACUUCUCGUACAUGUUAUUAAGGCUGCUAACUUGGGCGUCACGCUCUCACAAGUCCGUCUAAUAGACUAUAUAGAUUUCAUAAUGCUAGUCACUAGUGGACCGUCGCUCGACCUUGUCCUGGCCAUCAAGCGGCCCCCCCCCCCGGGCCUAAGCACAGCUUGUAGUAUUACUUGGUGA